This is a messenger RNA of Cryptococcus wingfieldii CBS 7118, 2055 nucleotides long. Its product is annotated as mitochondrial Rho GTPase 1. Bases 1 to 2055 code for a protein of 684 amino acids. Lineage: Eukaryota; Fungi; Basidiomycota; Tremellomycetes; Tremellales; Cryptococcaceae. The transcript has 10 exons. The record is from RefSeq and is a predicted model, not a curated record. Gene Ontology annotation, cellular component: mitochondrial outer membrane. Gene Ontology annotation, molecular function: GTP binding; GTPase activity; calcium ion binding. Gene Ontology annotation, biological process: small GTPase-mediated signal transduction; mitochondrion organization.
AUGCCCCGACGUGACUUGGUCCGCAUUGUGCUCGUGGGAGAUGACGGCGUGGGAAAGUCUUCUAUUAUCACUUCACUUAUCAAGGAAUCCUUCGUUACCAAUGUCCCUCAUGUCGUCCCAGAGGUCACCAUCCCCCCAGAGAUCACCCCUGAGAACUUUACAACCUCUAUUGUUGAUACAUCUUCCGCCCCUCGCUCGAGACCACACCUCCUCAACGCAAUCUCCCGAGCCCACGUAAUCUGCCUCGUCUACUCCAUCGCCGACCCCAGCUCGUUCGACCGCGUAGCAGAGUACUGGCUCCCGCUCUUCCGAAGAGAAGGCAUCAAUGUCCCGGUCAUCUUGGUUGGGAACAAGAUUGAUAUGAGGGGUGGGAGGGUGACGAACCAGGGGUUGGAGGAUGAGAGCGCGCCGAUUAUGCGUGAAUUCAAGGAAGUCGAGACGGUCGUGGAAUGUUCGGCGUUACUACCGCUCAACGUGUCGGAGGUGUUCUACUUUGCUCAAAAGGCGGUAUUGCACCCCACGGCUCCUCUCUAUGAUUCGAGAGAACAUACUCUCAAACCGAAAUGCCUGGAAGCUUUGAAGCGAAUCUUCAACAUUUCUGAUAUCGACAAGGACGGACUCUUGAACGCCCAUGAGCUGAACCAGUUUCAACAAAAAUGCUUCUCUGCCCCUCUACAAUCCCAAGAACUGGAAGGCAUCCUCGACAUCGUCCGCUCCUACGACCCCUACGCCGUCCAAUCCAUCCCCUCCUCCUCCUCAUCCUCCGUCCCCACCACUCCCCUCCCCCGCGAUCCUCAAUUCGGCUAUAUCAACCAUCCCCCCUCUCCGCCCCAAGAAGGUAUCACCGAACUCGGCUUCCUCUACCUCCACACCAUGUUUAUCCAACAAGGCCGCAUGGAAACUACUUGGACGGUCCUGCGCAAAUUCGGGUAUGGAGAGAGUCUGGAUUUGAGAGAAGACUUUUUGGCGCCGAGGUUUGAUGUGCCGUAUGAUUGUUCGGUGGAACUGAGUCCGUUAGGAAACCAGUUCUUGACAGACAUCUUUGAGGCGUAUGAUAAGGAUCAAGAUGGGGCGUUGUCGCAGAGCGAGUUGGAUGAUUUGUUCUCGACGUCGCCGGGGAAUCCAUGGAUAUCGCAGGGAUUCCCGGAUACGACGAUUACGGAUGAUAUGGGACGCGUCACGUUGCAGGGCUGGCUCGCGCAGUGGAGUAUGACUACGCUACUCAACCACCGCACCACCCUCGCCUACCUCGCCCACCUGGGCUACUCUUCAUCCCCAGCAACAGACUUGCCAUCACCAUCCGCCCUCCACAUCACCCGCCCGCGUAAACAAGACCGCCGUCAACGCAAGGUCACGCGUAAUGUGUUUUUGUGCUACGUCCUGGGUGCCACGGGCUCGGGCAAGACGUCGUUGUUGAGGUCGUUUGUGAAUAAGCCGUUCUGGGGUGGGGAGGAUGGGUUUGGGGGGUAUGAGCCUACGACGAAGGUUUUGAGUGUUGUGAAUACUGUGGAGAUGGAAGGGGUGGAGAAAUACCUUGUUCUGCAAGAGUUUGGGUCCAAGUACGAGAGCGAAACAUUACGAAACAGUAAACGACUGGAUAUGGCCGACAUCAUCAUCUACGUGCACGAUUCGAGCGACACUAAUUCCUUCUCAUACAUCUCCAACCUCAGACAACAAUACUCUCUCGACAACAUCCCAGCAGUGUUUGUCGCCACAAAAUCCGACCUCGACCUCGCCCAACAGCGACACGAAGUCCAACCCGACUCCUACUGCCGCCGCCUCAACCUCCUCCCACCCAUGGCCGUCUCUGCCCGCUCCGGGCCUUUACCAAACCUCUGGGUCGCCAUCACGCGCGUAGCCCUCAACCCCACGUCCAAUACACCCCGAGGCCCGAGUUCGGCCAUGUCCCCGGCGCAGAGGGUGAGGAUGGUGGCUGGGUGGGGCGCGGCGUUCGGGGGGAUUAGUGUUGUGUUGGCGGUUUGGAUGAGGUGGCAGGGGUAUACGUUUAGGGGGAUUUGGGGCUGGGUGGCGAAAGGUGCGGGGUGGAAGAGUUAG